Clarias gariepinus (North African catfish) is the source of this 3654-nucleotide messenger RNA. It is a transcript of the gene atp6v0a1a, whose product is annotated as ATPase H+ transporting V0 subunit a1a. Bases 134 to 2671 code for a protein of 845 amino acids. The transcript has 22 exons. Gene Ontology annotation, cellular component: vacuolar proton-transporting V-type ATPase, V0 domain; vacuolar proton-transporting V-type ATPase complex; plasma membrane. Gene Ontology annotation, molecular function: ATPase binding; proton-transporting ATPase activity, rotational mechanism. The record is from RefSeq and is a predicted model, not a curated record. Gene Ontology annotation, biological process: vacuolar acidification; proton transmembrane transport. NCBI's taxonomy places the organism in Eukaryota, Metazoa, Chordata, Actinopteri, Siluriformes, Clariidae.
CGCGUGUUGAUCAGCUGAUCACACGGAGGAGAGCAGCCACGGGAUAGACGCUCACAGGGACGCUUUAAAACGCCUUAAAUUACUAUAUUGUGAUCUCCGGUCGUGGUGUUGGUGUGAGCGCUAGAAAAGGAUCAUGGGGGAGCUGUUCCGCAGCGAGGAGAUGACUCUGGCCCAGCUCUUCCUGCAGUCCGAGUCGGCCUACUGCUGCGUCAGCGAGCUGGGGGAGAUCGGCAUGGUGCAGUUCAGAGACCUGAACCCUGACGUGAACGUCUUCCAGAGGAAGUUUGUGAAUGAAGUGCGCCGUUGUGAAGAAAUGGACCGCAAAUUGCGGUUUGUUGAGAAGGAGAUAAAGAAGGCAAAUAUACCCAUUGUCGACACAGGAGAGAACCCUGAUGUCCCUUUCCCACGAGAUAUGAUUGACUUAGAGGCCACGUUUGAGAAGCUGGAGAUCGAGUUGAAGGAGAUCAACACUAACCAGGAAGCCCUGAAGAAGAACUUUCUGGAACUGACCGAGCUCAAACACAUCCUCAGACGCACACAGCAGUUCUUUGAUGAGCUGGAGGACCCUGCCCUGCUGGAGGAAUCGUCCAUUCUGCUGGACCCGACCGAGGUCGUCCGAGCUCCCCUCAGGCUUGGCACAACUCUAAUCCCCGCUCUCAGCUUCGUGGCGGGCGUGAUUGGUCGAGAGAGGAUUCCCACCUUUGAGAGGAUGCUGUGGAGAGUCUGUCGAGGCAACGUGUUCCUGCGCCAAGCAGACAUCGAGGACCCCCUAGAGGACCCCACUACAGGUGACCAGGUGCACAAGUCGGUGUUUAUUAUCUUUUUCCAGGGAGAUCAGCUGAAGAAUAGGGUGAAGAAGAUCUGUGAAGGAUUUCGGGCUACACUAUACCCCUGUCCCGAGACUCCACAAGAGAGAAAAGAAAUGGCAGCAGGAGUCAAUACUCGUAUAGAAGAUCUCCAAAUGGUGCUGAAUCAGACAGAGGAUCACAGACAGCGCGUCCUGCAAGCCGCUGCCAAGACGCUACGAGUGUGGUUCAUCAAAGUGAGAAAGAUGAAGGCUAUCUACCACACCCUCAAUCUCUGCAACAUUGACGUGACCCAGAAGUGUCUGAUCGCUGAAAUCUGGUGUCCCUUGUCUGAUUUGGACUCCAUUCAGCUCGCUCUGAGGAGAGGCACGGAGAAAAGUGGUUCCACCGUUCCCUCCAUCCUGAACAGGAUGCAGACCAAACAGACCCCGCCCACCUAUAACAAAACCAACAAGUUUACGUCAGGCUUCCAGAACAUCGUGGACGCAUAUGGUAUCGGCAACUACCGAGAAAUGAACCCAGCACCCUACACUAUCAUCACCUUCCCCUUCCUGUUCGCCGUCAUGUUCGGGGAUCUGGGCCACGGCAUACUCAUGACCUGCGCCGCCCUUUAUCUGGUCCUGCGAGAGAGGCGGCUCAGCGCCCAGAAAAAUGACAACGAGAUGUUCAGCAUGGUGUUUUCAGGACGUUACAUUAUUCUACUGAUGGGACUAUUCUCCAUGUACACCGGGAUCAUCUAUAAUGACUGCUUCUCCAAAUCGCUCAACGUGUUUGGCUCCGGCUGGAGCGUGCGGCACAUGUUCAAGGACGGCAACUGGACGAUGGAGGAUCUGAAUGAGCACAGACUGUUGCAGAUGGACCCCGCCGUGCCAGGAGUGUUUGGGGGACCCUACCCCAUCGGCAUCGACCCGAUCUGGAACAUAGCCGCGAACAAGCUGACGUUCCUGAACUCCUAUAAGAUGAAGAUGUCUAUAAUCUUAGGAGUUACUCACAUGCUCUUCGGAGUCACUCUCAGCCUCUUUAACCACAUCUACUUUAAGAAACCUCUAAACAUCUCGCUGGGCUUCAUCCCUGAGAUCAUCUUCAUGAGCAGCCUGUUCGGUUACCUGGUGCUGCUGGUGUUCUACAAGUGGACCGCCUACGACGCUAAAACCUCUAAGGAAGCUCCCAGCCUCCUCAUCACCUUCAUCAACAUGUGCCUCUUCAAUUAUAACGACCCUACGAUCAAACCGCUCUAUAGAGGACAGAUGGUGAUCCAGUGCCUGUUGGUGGUGAUCGCUCUUUUGUGCGUGCCCUGUAUGCUCAUAGUGAAGACGCUGGUUCUGCGCAGACAGUACCUCUGGAGGAAGCACCUGGGCACGCAGAACUUCGGGGGAAUCCGGGUGGGCAACGGCCCUACAGACGACGAGGCCGAGAUCAUCCAGCAUGAUCAGCUCUCACAGAACCUGGAGGAAGAGCCAGAGCAGACAGAAGAGGAAGUGUUCAAUUUUUCAGAUGUAGCAGUGAAUCAGGCCAUUCACACCAUAGAGUACUGCCUAGGCUGCAUCUCUAACACAGCCUCCUACUUGCGCCUGUGGGCCCUGAGCCUAGCCCAUGCACAGCUGUCAGAGGUCUUGUGGUCCAUGGUGAUGCACAUCGGAUUCUCAGUUGGAAAUUUCGCCGGCUUCUUUGUCCUGGUUUUUAUAUUUGCCGUCUUCGCCACACUGACGGUGUUCAUCUUACUUAUAAUGGAAGGUCUGUCUGCUUUCCUGCACGCCCUCCGACUGCACUGGGUGGAGUUUCAAAAUAAGUUCUACUCAGGUCAGGGCUUCAAGUUCAUGCCCUUUACCUUCGACUGCAUCCUGGAAGGAAAGUUUGAUGAGUGAACAUCCUCCGCUUUCUCAGCCUUCCUCCACCAUGACACACAGAACCCCAUCACUAAAAGCGCCAGCCAGAGUUACAGUGAUAAGUCAAAGAGAUAUGAGCUCCAUCAGUCAUGCAUAGCUCAGGCGAAAAACAAUUACGAGCGCUACAAAUCCGUGCAUUAUGCUAAUUCCGCUUUCUAAUUUAAAUUCCAUAAUUUAUGUUAUUGUGUUUUUUUUUUUUUGUUAAGAUGUGAAAUGCCUUCAUGAAUAAGCUAGAACGCUUGUUGAGGAAUAUUUAAAUAAUGUCGUUGUGUUUGUCUUAUAAUCAGUACGUCGUGCCGACUGUUCCGUGUGGAUUUCUGGCCUCAGUCUGAUUUCACUACCAUGUUUCUCUCUGUUAUCAUCGUUGUGCUUAUUUGUGUACUUCCCUAUCUGUUUGGGUUGCAACAGACAUUUCUCAACCUCUCACGCCUCCUCCUUUUCCUCUUCCUGUCUUUUUGUGACAGGGACUGGAUGCUAAAUUUCAUGACCUUUAAAAUGACCUUUUAUUAUUAUAAUUUUUUUUUCAAAUGUUUACAUCUAUUUAUGUUUUACAUGGUGAACUUGUACUUUUCUUUAUUAUUUGUAAAUAUAUACAACAUAUCUGAAAUUAUAAAUCCAUGUAUAUUUCAUGAAGUUGGUUCCACGGGCUAUUAGUGAUUUGGUUGUAUAUUAGGAAACUUUAUUAAAAAAAAUAAAUUAGGUUAUAAUUCUGACCCAUGUUUUUUCUUUCUAGUUGUAUACUGUACUUUGUUUCUGAACAUCCGCAGUAAUCUACAGAAGUCAGUUUUAAUAAGUUAAAAAGAUAAAUCAGUCUCAUUGUGUGUCAUUUUGUUGUCGACCGAAUCUCGUAGCUCUUGCAGGCAGAGCGAAACUCAGCAGGAAUUUGCAAUGUCAUAUUUGGCAAAGGUAAUUGAUUUAGAUGUUGUGUAUGUUUGUCAAUAAAAGGCGAGGCUGGGAAAUUC